UUCCGGCGUGAGCGCAGCGAUUACGACCGCUCGCGGGAGCGCGACGACCGGCGGCGCGACGACUGGAACGACCGGGAUUGGGACCGUGGGCGGGAGCGCCGCAGCCGGGGCGAGUACCGAGACUACGACCGGAACCGGCGGGAGCGCUUCCCCCCGCCCCGCCAUGAGCUCAGCCCCCCACAGAAGCGCAUGCGCCGGGACUGGGAUGAGCACAGCGGGGACCCCUACCACAGCGGCUACGAGAUGCCCUACAGCGGGGGGGGCGCCGGGCCAGCCUACGGCCCCCCCCAGCCCUGGGCACACCCUGACAUGCAUGUCAUGCAGCAUCACAUCUUGCCUAUCCAGGCAAGGCUGGGGAACAUCGCGGAGGUGGACCUGGGCAUGGCGCCACCUGUGAUGAAGAGCUUCAAGGAGUUCCUGCUGUCCCUGGACGACUCGGUGGACGAGACGGAGGCUGUGAAGCGCUACAAUGAUUACAAGCUGGAUUUCCGGCGCCAGCAGAUGCAGGACUUCUUCCUGGCCCACAAGGAUGAGGAAUGGUUCCGGUCCAAAUACCACCCAGACGAGGCAGGGCGGCGCAAGCAGGAUGCGCAGGGGGCACUGCAGAACCGACUCCGCGUCUUCCUGUACCUGCUGGACAAUGCCUGGUUUGACACACUACUGCUGGACAUGGACAAGGCCAGCGCCAUCAUCAAGACUCUUGACGCUGCUGUCAUCAAGAUGGAGGGUGGCACGGAGAAUGACCUGAAGAUCCUGGACCAGGAGGAGGAGGAGGAAGGGCGGACAGAGAAGGGGGAGGCGGCCAGAAAGGAGGAGCCCCGCCCCCCUGAGCCCGAGCGCAAGGGCCCAGAGCAUGAGGCCAAGAAGGACGAGGCCAAAAAGGUGGAGGAGGAGGAGCCUGUGGAGGACAAGGUCAAGAAGGGGGAAGAGCCCGAGGAGCAGCUGCCCAAGAAGGAGGAGGAGCCUGAGGCAGAGCCCAAGAAGGCAAGCAAGAAGCGGAAGCGGAAGCGCAGUGGCGAGGACAGCGGCGAUGAUGAUGGCAGCGUCUCUGAGUCUGACUCUGGUGACGACAGCGGCCCUGGUGACGACCCGAAGGAGGAGGAGAAGGUGGUGGAGGAGAAGAAGGGGCGAGAGGAGGAGGAGGGGGCAGGGGCGGGACCGAAGGCCAAGGAGGGUGAGCCCAAGCCCCGCCCCCUGCACAAGACAUGUUCUCUCUUCAUGCGCAACAUCGCACCCAACAUCUCCCAGGCCGAGAUCGUAGCGCUCUGCAAGCGUUACCCUGGCUUCAUGCGCGUCGCCUUGUCGGACCCCCAGCCCGAGAGGAGGUUCUUCCGCCGUGGCUGGGUGACCUUCGACCGCAGCGUCAACAUCAAGGAGAUCUGCUGGAGCCUCCAGAACAUCCGGCUGCGGGAGUGCGAGCUGAGCCCCGGAGUGAACCGGGACCUGACGCGCCGGGUGCGCAAUGUGAACGGCAUCACGCAACACAAAGCCAUUGUGCGCAAUGAUAUCAAGCUGGCGGCAAAGCUCAUCCACGUCCUGGAUGACCGCACCCAGCUGUGGGGUGCCAGCCCGCCCCGCGACAGCCCCUCCGGCGCGGCGCUGCCAGCACAGAACCCCAUCCUGAAGAACAUCACUGACUACCUGAUUGAGGAGGUGAGCGCAGAGGAGGAGGAGCUCCUGGGCCAAGGCCAUGCCCCCGACGACCCACCCAAGGAGGGGAACCCCGCUGAGGUUACCGUGGAGCGUGAUGAGAAGCUGCUCAAGGUGCUGGACCAGCUGCUGCUCUACCUGCGCAUCGUUCACUCAGUCGACUACUACAACACAGCCGAGUACGUCAAUGAGGAUGAGAUGCCCAAUCGCUGUGGCAUUGUGCACGUGCGCGGGCCUCUGCCACCUAACCGCGUCACACAUGGCGAAGUGGCAGAGUGGCAGAAGACGUUUGAGGAGAAGCUGGCACCGCUGCUGAGCGUGCGUGAAACACUGGCAGAGGAGGAAGCGCAGAAGAUGGGGCGCAAGGACCCUGAGCAGGAGGUGGAGAAGUUUGUCACGGCCAACACGCAGGAGCUGGGCAAGGACAAAUGGCUCUGUCCCCUCAGCGGCAAGAAGUUCAAGGGCCCUGAGUUUGUGCGCAAGCACAUCUUCAACAAGCACGCGGAGAAGAUUGAGGAGGUGAAGAAGGAAGUUGCCUUUUUCAACAACUUUCUGCUGGAUGCCAAGCGCCCCGCACUGCCUGAGCUCAAGCCCAACCAGCCCCCGGGGCCUGGCCAGGGUCUGGCUCCCGGGCUGCCCUACCCGCCCCAGGCACCGCAGGGCAUGAUGCCAUAUGGGCAGCCACGGCCCCCCAUCCUGGGCUAUGGAGGCUGGGCCGUGGCGAUCCCCGCGCCAUCAUUGAGUACCGCGACCUGGACGCCCCGGAAGAUGUGGACUUCUUCUGAGUGAGCUAGACCCUGCCCCCCCUUUUUUUUUUUUACGCCCCUUCCUUUUCCC
Alligator sinensis (Chinese alligator) is the source of this 2487-nucleotide messenger RNA. RefSeq names its product serrate, RNA effector molecule (gene SRRT). Gene Ontology annotation, cellular component: nuclear body. Lineage: Eukaryota; Metazoa; Chordata; Crocodylia; Alligatoridae. The transcript has 18 exons. Gene Ontology annotation, biological process: primary miRNA processing; mRNA processing. Gene Ontology annotation, molecular function: nucleic acid binding. The record is from RefSeq and is a predicted model, not a curated record. The annotation marks the transcript as partial.